AACCAGGCCAUGGACGACUUCAAGACCAUGUUCCCCAACAUGGAUUACGACAUCAUUGAGUGCGUGCUGCGCGCCAACAGCGGCGCCGUGGACGCCACCAUCGACCAGCUGCUGCAGAUGAACCUGGAGGCGGGCGGCGGCAGCGUCUACGAGGACAGCUCGGACUCGGAGGACAGCGUCCCCUCGGAGAUUUUGGAAAGAACCUUGGAACCUGAUAGCUCAGAUGAGGAGCCCCCGCCUGUGUACUCCCCGCCAGCCUACCACAUGCACAUGUUCGACCGGCCUUACCCUCUGGCUCCCCCAACGCCACCUCCCCGCAUCGACGUGCUGGGCAGCGCGCCCCCUUCCGGCCAGAGGCGCUAUCGGAACUGGAACCCCCCACUGCUUGGCAACCUCCCCGAAGACUUUCUCCGCAUCCUGCCCCAGCAGCUGGACAGCAUACAGGCUAACUCCGGGGGCUCCAAGCCCACAAGUGCAGAGGCAGGCCAGCCCCCCGGGAUCGGGGCUGGGCCCCGGGAUCAGGAGAGCCGCUGGAAGCAGUACCUGGAGGAUGAGAGGAUCGCGCUCUUCCUGCAGAACGAGGAGUUCAUGAAGGAGCUGCAGCGCAACCGGGACUUCCUGCUCGCCCUGGAGAGAGAUCGAUUGAAGUAUGAGUCCCAGAAAUCUACAUCUAGCAGCGUGGCCGUGGGGAAUGACUUUGACUUUCCCUCUCCUGUCCCAGGAACCAGUGACACCAGCGCCACUGUAUCUGAAGAUGCCUUAUUCCGGGACAAGUUGAAACACAUGGGAAAAUCCACCCGGAGGAAGCUGUUUGAACUGGCCAGGGCCUUCUCAGAGAAGACCAAGAUGAGGAAGUCGAAGAGGAAACACUUGCUGAAGCAUCACUCGCUGGGGGCUGCGGCAUCAACAGCUAAUCUCCUGGAGGACGUGGAGGGCCACGCUUGUGAUGAGGACUUCCGGGGAAGGCGACAGGAGGUGCCCAAGGUGGAGGAAGCCCUAAGGGAAGGACAGUAAGAGAUGCCAGCAGUUCCUCCUUGCCGGAGACGAUCUGACCCGGUGGAGGCAGCCCGAGAGCAGACCGGCCCCCAGCUGAGGAGCCCAGCUGCAGCCGGACAGAUGGUGCUUGAGUUCUGAGGCCCAGUGAUUCUCCGGCCACAGUCCAGCCUAGCCACUGCCACUGCCACUGCCACUUUCCAUGGGACUUAGAACUUCAGAGUUGCAUGCUGUGAUUGGAGGAAGGACCUGAGGGUGGGGGGAGGGGCGACAGCCAACCACAGCCCCUUUUGUAGCCGGGCUGUUCUAUGGGGAAUGAGUGGAAAUGCAGGAUCUAACCUCUCUUCUUUAAAAAAAAAAAUCCCAGGAAAUAGGCAAAGGUUGGAGUUCCCGUAAGGGGAUGAUGACCCUUCCAGAAGCUCUCAUUGGCCUGGAGGUGUAGCCCCUGCCUCCCUCCUGUCCUGGUCUCUCCUGCAGGGCUACAGACACUGCCUGAUCCCCCUACCCCCAUCCCCCACUCCCUUCUGGGCACCUUGGGCCAUUUAUUCCCAUGGCCUCCUGCAUCUCAGCCUUCCCCCGGGGUGCUGGCCCUCAGCACACCCCUGCACAGAGCUCUGGGUGAGAGAGCCCUGGGCAGUCACUCAGGCCCCCUCUGAGGAGUGAUGGGCCACCACGGAGAGGUAUCUGCUGGCCACCCUACCUGGGCCCCUCCGGCUGCUUCUGUUUGGGGCUGGCACAGGCCCCAGCAGGGAUGGGGAGGCUGGCCACCCCGGAGCUGGAGGAUUCCUCUGAGGCAGGGGUCGUCUUUACUUUGGCAGAAGACAAAAGCCAAUUCUGGAUGGGACCCUGCAGUCCCACGAGAGUAGGGGCGCAAGGGACUCCGGCUCCCCAGCUGGACUGGAGGUUCUGCUGUCACUCAGUGGGGGCAGCAGCCAGUUCUUUACCUGAGAAGGUGCAGGACUGAGGGGCAAGAUGAAGAGGCUGCCAGCCUGGGCAGGAGCCCCUGGGGCGGAAGGGCUUGCUGGGCGCCCUGUGCCAAGACAGAGAAAGUAAAUGGAAAAAGAAAACAACGGAUCUACGAACCUGACCUGGCACCAUCCACUGCUGACGGGAGGGAGGCUGCCUGGCCCUUCUGGCCUGCCAUUGAGAUGGGAAGGCGCUGACCUCAGGAGAACCAGGAAGCCUGGGCAUGCAAGGCUCUGGCCUGGGCGAGGGGCCAGCCCAGCCAAGGGGCCUUGGGGCAUUGGGAGUGGGCGCCAAGCCUUGGCUGGGAAGGGGGGGUGCUGAUGGCCCCAAGUCACCCCGGGAUAAUGAGGGCGUGGCGGAGGCCAGGCGGAUCUGAGUCGCCCCUCGCCCUGCGGUGCCGUAAGGGGCUCCUGGCCCGGGCUCCGCAGCCCGACCGACCAAGUGGAGCAGCGCAGCGAGGCUGCCUUCCUGCUCCCUGGGCCCUCGAUGCCCCGAUGACCCGCAUUCAGAGGAGGCGGAGCCCCUGUCCCCGCCUGUGUAUGUGUGGCUUCGUUAGUUUUUCUGUUUUCGUUUUUUCUCCUACGUGUGGGUUUUUCUUGGAGCUGUUUCAUAGGAAUUCGUGUAAUAAAGACUUGGUGUUCUCUUGGUGCUCUGA
Messenger RNA from Vicugna pacos (alpaca), 2614 nucleotides. NCBI's taxonomy places the organism in Eukaryota, Metazoa, Chordata, Mammalia, Artiodactyla, Camelidae. The record is from RefSeq and is a predicted model, not a curated record.